Molecule: messenger RNA, 753 nt
Organism: Drosophila subobscura
Lineage: Eukaryota; Metazoa; Arthropoda; Insecta; Diptera; Drosophilidae
Exons: 5
Coding region: 29-373 (114 amino acids)
Source: RefSeq, a predicted model, not a curated record
AUUAAUAUUUAUUUAUUAAAAGCCUAAAAUGACCAAAUUAUACUUCAACCUACUGUCCGUAAUGGUGCUGUCAAGUCUUCUGGUUGGUAGCCAGACGGCCGAGUGGCAGAUACGCUACCACAAUCCCCACUUCCCAGGCAAAUGCACCAUCAAUUCCAAACUGGUGCUCAACGCUGGAGUGACCAUCAAAGAUCCGACGCACGAAUGCCGUCAAAUUGUUUGCGGACGCGAUGGCAUGGUGGUGUUCCAAAGCUGCGGAGUGAGUGACCUGCCGAGAAGUUGUCGUUUUGGAAACUACAAAUAUCCGGAGCUGCCAUAUCCGCAGUGCUGUACCAGGGAAAGGUUUUGCUCUAAAAAGAAGGCCGAUCCAUAGAUGUCAACAGGAUGUCAUUCUAAGGUUUCUUUUCUGUAGUAUCUCCCUGAACAACUAUGCACAUACAGCCUAUCCCGGUCGGUGUGUCCUCGAUAUGGAACCAUCGUUGGUCACUCUGGAAUUGGGACAGGGCAUCAAUUUACCAAACAUUCCCUGUGUGGUGCUCUACUGCAUUGGCGAUGGCUAUGGCGCGCUCCACAAAUGUGACUAUUCGAAACCUCCACAAUCAUGCCGGUACGGAGACUUCCGGAAGUUGGAUGCUGCAUUUCCAGAUUGUUGCCAGCGCAAGAUUAUAUGCGAUUAAAAUUUGUAGUCAGUUCAAAUUGUAGUCAGCGAAAAUUUGUUAAAAGUAAUGUUAAUAAAAAAACGUACAUAAAUAC